This is a messenger RNA of Phasianus colchicus (ring-necked pheasant), 439 nucleotides long. NCBI's taxonomy places the organism in Eukaryota, Metazoa, Chordata, Aves, Galliformes, Phasianidae. The record is from RefSeq and is a predicted model, not a curated record.
CUCUGUGUCCCCGUGGUCCCAGUGUGUCCCAAUGGUCCCUAUGGGUCCCUAUGGGUCCCUAUGGGUCCCAGUGUGUCCCCGUGGUGCCAGUGCUGUCGCCCCGCAGGCGUCGCUGGACCAGCCGACGCAGACGGUGAUGAUGCACCGCACGGAGCCGACGGCGCAGCAGAACCUGGCGCUGCAGCUGGCCGAGAAGCUGGGCGCGCUGGUGGAGAACAACGAGCGCGUGCUGGACCACAAGCAGGGCUCCUUCGGCGGCUACUUCCGAGAUCAGAAGGACGGCUACCGGAAGGGGGACGGCGGUUACCUUCGCCGUGGGGCCUACAGACAACAGGAGCGCUCCUCCAACUACUGACCCACAGCUCUGCCCCAUAGACCACCCUGCCCCAUAGACCGCCCUGCCCCAUAGAUGGCCCUGCCCCAUAGCACAGCCCUGCCC